This is a messenger RNA of Eimeria acervulina, 3612 nucleotides long. RefSeq lists its product as hypothetical. Gene Ontology annotation, molecular function: chromatin binding; DNA-directed DNA polymerase activity. The transcript is spliced from 4 exons. The record is from RefSeq and is a predicted model, not a curated record. Bases 1 to 3612 code for a protein of 1203 amino acids. NCBI's taxonomy places the organism in Eukaryota, Apicomplexa, Conoidasida, Eucoccidiorida, Eimeriidae. Gene Ontology annotation, cellular component: mitochondrial matrix; nucleus. Gene Ontology annotation, biological process: error-prone translesion synthesis; mitochondrial DNA replication; response to UV.
AUGCCUCAGCACAAGGAGCAGCAGCAGCAACAGCAGCAAAAGCCUCCGCAUCAGAGUCAGCAGUGCCAGGUGCAGCAACCCCAGAAGCAGCAGCAGAAACUGCAGCAACAACAACAACCGAGGCAACAGCAGGAAGAGCAGCAGCAGCAGCAGCAGCAGCAGCAAGGGGCUGUUUUAAAACGGCGAGCAGCAGAUCUUCUGCAUGCAAGCAGCAGACGCUUCAAAGCCCCAAUUGACCCGACCUGCUUCUACGGAACGAGCAGCAGCAGCAGCAGCAGCAGCAGCAGCAAAUGCAGCAGCAGCACAUCUGAAGUUGCUAGCCAUGGCAGCAGCAUUUCGCAGGCCGCUGCUGCCUCAAUAGCAGCACCAGCUGCUGCUGCUGCUGCUGCUGCUACUGUUUUAUCUCCAGACUCUGUAGCGCCCCAUCCGACUUCUAAAGACAGCAGCAGCAACAACAGCAGCAGCAGCUCGACCAACCGCAGCAACUGCAGCGACAGCAACAGCAGCAACAGCAGCAGCAGCAGCAGCAGCAGCAACAGCAAUUUUAAUGAACUUCCCGCACUCGAACGUGUUCGCCUAUGGCAGCGAAUUGAGGCCCUGCUGCACCAGCAGCAGCAGCAGCAGCAGCAACAGCAGCAGCAGCAGCGGCCUGUUCCUCUGAUUCCGCUGUGGGUGUUUGAGAAGCAAAGCGAAGCAACAAAGUUUGCUGCAGUGCUGCGGCGUCGGCUUCCUGCUGCUGCUGUUGCUGUCUGGGCUGAGGAGACAGCAGCAACAGGUCAGAGGCGAUUCUGCUGCGGCUCCCUCAGGGCCCUUGUUGCUGCUGCUGCUGCUGCUGCUAGAAAAGCGCAGCAGUUAAGGCAGCUCAGACGACCUACGCAAACCCCACCUGCUGCUGCUGCUGCUGCUGCUUCUACUGCCGCUGCUUCUUCUGCUGCUGCUUCUGCUGCUGCUGAUACGCCCAGCAGCAACACUGACAGCAGCAGCACCACUGCCAUCAACAGCAACAGCAGCAGCAGCAACAGUACCACAAGCAGCACCAGCAGCAAAAUCAACAGCAGCAGCAGUAGCAGCAGCAGCAGCAGUAGCAGCAGCAGCAGCAGCAGCAGCACUGCAUGCAAUUUGUAUGAGGUGUUGGAGUGUGGGCGCCCCGUGUGGCUGUACUUUGACUUAGAGUAUUUGUUUUGCUUUAACCCGCAGCAAUCCUCAGCAGCAGCAGCAGCAGCAACAUGGCAGCAGCUGCUGCUGCAGCUGCGCGGCUUCCUCUGCAGCAGCUGCAGCAUUUGCUGCCAGCAGCAAGAAAUGAUUUGUCUAGAUGCUACUAGCAGCAAGAAAUUCUCGAGGCACUUGAUAAUUAAAACAAUUAAAAUAAACAAAACAAAUAUCAACACGGAGGCCCUUUGGCUGCUUAGAGAUGAUUGCAGCAAUGCUGCUGCUGCUGCUCCCGCUGCUGCUGCUGCUGCUCCUGCUGCUGCUUCUUCUUCUGCUUCUCACACACAGGAAGAUGAGUCCGCAGGUCCAGGCAUGCAUGCGUCUGUUGUUGCUGCUGCUGCUGCUGCUGAGGGAGCUCCAGAUCUGCUGCAAGGCCUCGCAAGUGCUGGGGGUACUGCUGCAGCAGCUGCAGCAAGACCAGCUGCAGCAACUGCAGCAGCAGCAGCAGCAGCAGCGGGGGCAUUACACACUGCAGGCCGGCAUGACGCAUUUGAUGAGCCAGCAGAAACAGCAGCAGCAUCAGUAAUAGUAGCAGCGGCAGCAGAAACGGCAGCAGAAACAGCAGCGGAAAUAUCAGCAGCAGCAGAAACAGAAGCAGCAGCAGAAACAUCAGCCGCAACAGAAACAGCAGCAGCAGCACCAGAAACAGCAGCCGCAGCACCAGAAACAGCAGCAGCACCACCAGAAACAGCAGCAGCAGCAACAACAACAGCAGCAGCAGCACCAGAAACAGCAGCAGCAGCAACAACAACAGCAGCAGCAGCAGACAGUGGGGCUCAAUCGACUUUGAUGGCUGACACCCAGACAGCAGGCCGAGUAGCCGAGGCCUUCGUGCUGCACUUAGCAAACCGCUUGCGUACACUGCAGCAGCAGCAACAGCAGCAACGGGGAGAGCAGCAGCAGCAGCAGAAGCAGCAGCAGCAGGAAGAGCGCCAGCAGCAGGAUGGGUCGAACUGCCAACCACACGAGCAGCAGCAGCAGCACCAAGAGCAACAGCAGCAACAGCAGGAUCAGCAGCAGCAGCAGCAGCAGGAUCAGCAGCAGCAGCAGCAGCAGCAGGAUCAGCAGCAGCAGCAGCAGGAAAAUGUGCAGAGAAGCUGCGGCUGCGCCGAAGCAGCAGCAAAAGCAACCUAUGAGGAUCUGCUGCUGCUGUUUCCUGUUGCAGCAGCAACAGGCGAGCGGCGCUGUAUAAUUGAUACAUCCGUAUACACUCGAAAUCGCUGCUUCAGGUUGCUGGGUGCCUCUAAGUACGGCCAAGACAACCCUCUUCAGGUGAGCAGCGACUGCUGCUACCCUUUAGGUGCUGCUUUGGAGUUGCAGCUGCUGCGCAGUUUAAUUUCCUUCGUUCCACCUAACCUCAGCAUCCCUCUCUUUCGUCAUCGUCUCUUUGCACCUGCGCCUUCUGCUGCUGCUGCUGCUGCUGCUGCUGCUGCAGCAACACGCAGCAGCAGCAUCUGGGAUGAGAACUGGGAAGAUGCAGCAGCAAGCAGCAGCAGCAGCAGCAGCAGCAGCUCUUUGGGGAGGCUGCUGCCGCCGAGGGGUCUCUUUAAGACGGAUGCUGCUGGGGGCAUCAACGUAACUGAACCAGCAGCUGCAGCAGAAGCAGCAGCAGCAGCAGCAGCAGCAGCAGCAGGGUCGUUUGCUGCUGAGGCUGUUGUCUCUAACCUUCCUGCUUACAUUCCAGGGCUGCGAGAUGCAGCAGCAUAUGCUGUUUCCUUUUGGAGGCAGGUCAAAGACGCAGCAGAAGCAGCGGCAGCAGCAGCUGCAGCAGGACAGCAGCAGCAGCUCCAGCAGCAGCAGCAGCAACAGCAGCAGCAGCAGGAUGUGCUGCGAGGACAGCACAAGUCCAACGGUAUAAUGUUAGUCUUGUCUCUGUCUAAAUCUUCUUUUCGUCAAAAGUGUUUUGAUGACGAUUGCCGCUGCUUCCGCUCAAUGCCUUUUCUGCUGCCUCCGGCGCUGCAGCAAACGCAUGCACAUCUUCAAGAUGCUGCUGCUGCUGCUGCAGAUGCUCCAGCACCGGAUGAUGGUGCUGAGGAGGAUGCUGCUGCAGCAGCAUCCUUUUCUGCUGAGGGGACGAGUCAAUGCUUUCGUAAUGCCUCCUCUCCGCAGCGGCAGCAGAUGCCAACAGCAGCAGCAACAACAACAGCAGCAGCAGCAGCAGCUGGUGCAGGAACUGCUGCACUAGCUGCUGCUGCUACGCCCUCAAAGGACGCUGCGGCAGACAGCUUGUCUCCUUUUCUGCUGCAGCAGCAGCACGAGCAGCAGCAGCAGCUGCUGCAGCACCUGCAACACGACAAGCAUCAGCACGAGCAGCAGGAACAGCAGCAGCAGCACGACGACCUGCAGCAGCAAGAGCAGCUGCAGCAGCUGCUGCUGGACUUAGAUAGCUUUGAAGUUUUUUGA